AUGUCGAAGAUGUAUCAGGCUGAACAUGUCGAUCACAAGUCGCCAACAGGCGCGGAAAAGGAUGGGCAUGAACGGCGCGGGUCCAUCUUUGCUGACCCGGCCGGCCGUCAUCAGAGCAUCGUUGACAUGACCCAAAAUACCACUGGAGAGAUCAAGAACCCACUCGUUGGCAUUUCUAAAGAUGACUUACUCCGGGAUGUCGAACUUUAUGCGACUGAACAUGAUUUGGCCGAUGCCUUGCCGUAUCUCCGAAAGGGUGCUCUUGUAGCACAGAACCCCACGGGUUUCGAGACAAUCGAAGAGCUCGACGAAGAUGACCGCCAAGUCUUGCGAAACGAGAAGGCUCACCGGUGGAAACACCCCAAAACUCUCUAUUUUACCAUUCUACUCAAUUCCAUCAGUGCGGCUAUUCAAGGAUGGGAUCAGACCGGCUCAAAUGGAGCAAACCUCUCGUUUCCACAGGAGUUCGGAAUCGCCGACACGGGGGCUUGCGAGGGGCUUGGUACUUGCGAAAAGAACUCCUGGAUCAUUGGAGCUAUUAAUGGUGCUCCUUAUAUGGCUAUUGCUUUGUUUGCUUGUUGGCUCUCAGAUCCCGUCGACGACCUCAUUGGACGAAGAGGAGCCAUUUUUAUAGGAGCUGUCUUCAGCUUGCUCAGUCCCAUCGGCCAGGCUCUUGCUCAAACUUGGCCACAGAUCCUAAUCUGCCGGAUUCUGCUCGGCAUUGGCAUGGGACUUAAAAGAAGUCACUGUCCCAGUCUUCUCAGCCGAGAAUGCCCCAACAAAUAUUCGUGGAGCCUUGUUUUUAAUACCGGCGCAAUAGCCUGGCGACUACAGCUUGGCUCUGCUUUCAUUCCAGCUGUGCCGCUCUUAAUCGGCAUCUACUUCGCUCCAGAGUCGCCUCGAUGGCUUAUUAAAAAGAACAAACACGCCAAAGCUUACAGGUCCCUCCUUCGGCUCCGAAACGGCCCCGUUCAGGCUGCGAGAGACUUGUAUUACGUCCACGCUCAGCUGGUGGCCGAAGAAGUUCUACUAGAAGAAGAGGGUUUCUCGAAGAACGACAACUUCUUCACAAGAUUUGUGGAAUUGUUUACGGUUCCGCGAAUCCGGCGAGCAACUCAAGCCUCGGGUAUCAUCAUGAUUGCUCAACAGAUGUGCGGCAUCAACAUCAUCGCUUUCUAUUCGUCCACCAUCUUCCAAAGGGCUGGUGCCAGCACCGUCACCGCACUGCUCGUAUCAUGGGGAUCUGGCAUGACCAUGUUUGUCUUUGCCUUCCCAGCCCUCUAUACCAUUGACACCUGGGGACGCCGAACAUUGCUCAUUGCCACAUUUCCCAAUAUGUUUUGGACCCUCCUAGCGACUGGCAUGUCGUUCUAUAUUCCGGAAAGCAGUCUAGCGCACCUUGGACUCAUCGCGCUCUUUAUCUUCGUCUUUGUUGCCCUUUACUCCCCCGGCGAGGGGCCCUGCGCUUUUGUCUACUCGUCUGAGGUGUUCCCGCUUACUCACCGCGAAGUCGGGAUGUCAUGGGCAGUUGCCACAAACAAUUUCUGGGCAGCUGUGCUUGGGCUCACCUUCCCCCGUAUGCUCCUUGCGUUUACGCCUCAAGGAUCUUUCGGUUUCUACGCUGGACUCAACAUCAUCGCCUUGGUAACCAUCUUCCUCUUCAUGCCGGAGACCAAACAACGGUCUCUCGAGGAGCUUGACUAUGUUUUCGCCGUGCCAACUCGUGUGCACGCACGCUACCAACUCACGCAAGCGCUGCCAUGGUGGUUCAAGAGAUAUAUCUUCCGCAACAAGUCCGCUCCUGCACCUGACCUCUAUCACUUCGAUAGUGCGGAAGCCUAUCCAGGAAGGACGUCUCCACUCAGUGCAAAGAAGUGA
Molecule: messenger RNA, 1878 nt
Organism: Coniosporium apollinis CBS 100218
Lineage: Eukaryota; Fungi; Ascomycota; Dothideomycetes
Exons: 5
Coding region: 1-1878 (625 amino acids)
Biological process (GO): transmembrane transport
Cellular component (GO): membrane
Molecular function (GO): myo-inositol:proton symporter activity
Source: RefSeq, a predicted model, not a curated record